Molecule: messenger RNA, 1221 nt
Organism: Ogataea parapolymorpha DL-1
Lineage: Eukaryota; Fungi; Ascomycota; Pichiomycetes; Pichiales; Pichiaceae
Product: Lipoyl synthase, mitochondrial
Exons: 1
Coding region: 1-1221 (406 amino acids)
Biological process (GO): lipoate biosynthetic process
Cellular component (GO): mitochondrion
Molecular function (GO): lipoate synthase activity; 4 iron, 4 sulfur cluster binding
Source: RefSeq, a predicted model, not a curated record
AUGGUUUUAUGCAAGAAUUUGAUCUCCGCCAAUGUCAGACCUGGUAUUGUGGGAAUUAGAGGACUUGCAUCAGUUCCAAGUACUGGUCAUAUGGGAGAGCAACGCGCAGAAGAGACUAUUGUUCCCAAGCCUAGAAGAAGACGAAAAGUUACUCAGUUCACUGACAAGCUGAAUAAAGGGCCUUCUUUCGAAGACUUUGUCAGCGGCAAGGCUAAGGAUUUAUUUGUGGACCCCUUAGAGUUGGCACGGAAAGAUCCUGACGCCAGAUUGCCCUCGUGGCUCAAAGUCCCAAUUCCUAAAGGUAAAUCAUUUCAUUCGCUGAAGAAAGAUGUCCGGGAGUUGAAACUAGCAACUGUGUGCGAGGAAGCCAAGUGUCCAAAUAUCGGAGAGUGCUGGGGAGGUAAAAAGUCAGAAGCAACUGCCACAAUCAUGUUGAUGGGAGAUACUUGCACGAGAGGGUGUCGUUUUUGCUCGGUGAAGACCAACAGAAACCCGGGGCCACUAGAUCCAAACGAGCCCGAAAAUACAGCAGAGGCAAUAAGUAGAUGGGGGCUUGGAUACGUGGUUCUGACUACUGUGGACAGAGACGAUCUGCCCGACGGAGGUUCUCAUCACUUGCGCUCUACUGUCGAGAAAAUCAAAGAAAAGGCUCCUCAGAUUUUAGUUGAGUGUCUGUCAGGAGAUUUCCGUGGAGACCUGGAGAUGGUCAAGGUCCUUGCAUCUUCACCGCUAGAUGUUUUCGCUCACAAUCUAGAAACAGUGGAAGAUUUGACGCCACAUAUCAGAGACAGACGUGCUACGUACAGACAGUCACUUGCAGUGUUACGCACGGCAAAAGAAACGAACGUUGAUUUGGUUACGAAGACUUCUCUGAUGCUUGGAUUUGGAGAAACUGAUGGACAGAUCAUGCAGACUUUGAAAGAUUUGAGAGAGAACAACGUGGACGUGGUGACUUUUGGGCAAUACAUGAGACCUACCAAAAGACACAUGAAGGUUGUCGAAUACGUUACUCCAGAGAAAUUCGAGCACUGGAAGAACGUUGCCUUGGACAUGGGAUUCCUUUAUUGUGCAUCAGGACCGCUGGUGAGGUCCUCUUAUAAGGCUGGCGAGGCGUUCAUCGAGAAUGUGAUCAGAAAACGGAGACGUAACGUGGGUGUUUCUCGCGAAGUGGAGGUUGGAGACGAUGUUUUCGUGUCCAAGGAAAUUAUAAGUAAUAUUUAA